Molecule: messenger RNA, 1096 nt
Organism: Scylla paramamosain (green mud crab)
Lineage: Eukaryota; Metazoa; Arthropoda; Malacostraca; Decapoda; Portunidae
Product: glutamate receptor ionotropic, delta-2-like
Exons: 7
Coding region: 1-1047 (348 amino acids)
Cellular component (GO): membrane
Molecular function (GO): ligand-gated monoatomic ion channel activity
Source: RefSeq, a predicted model, not a curated record
AUGGUCUAUGGAGGAGAAAACUUAUAUGGAACCAAGAAAACUGAUGGGACAUGGUCCGGCAUGAUUGGCAUGCUAAUUAAAGAAGAGGCGGAUAUCUCGAUGGCAGCCCUCGCCUACACACCUUCCCGUGGCCAGGUGGUGGACUACAGCACGCCUCUCUUAGUACAAUACUCAACCAUACUUGGGAAACUGGGGCAGCCUGAACUGGAUCCUUGGAGUUUCCACCUACCACUGGAGCCUUACGUGUGGCUGAGCAUCUUAAUAACUCUCCUGUUUGUCCCUGUCGUCAUGGUCCUUCUAUCUUUGAUUUCUCGGGUGUCCUUGACUCAUAUCUUAACAAGGCAUGACAUCUGGCAGCGACGUGUAGUUCUGGCCACCUGGAUGAUAGUAGCGUUUGUGUUGGUGAGGAGCUACGCAAGUAACCUCAUGUCGGUGUUGGCAGUACGUUAUGUCCAGCAGCCAUACCAGAGCCUGAGGAACGUGCUUGACGAUGCUGGCGUUACCAUGAUCUGGCAGAUCAACUCCAGUAGAGUGGAAUACUUUCGUUCAGUCAAAUCUGGGAUCUUCCGGGAAGUUGCCGAGAGGGAGAAAGCAGGCAGGAUCAAAUUCCAAUUCCUUCACGAAUUCUGGGGAAGCAUGGACACCUUUCUGCGCAAGGGAGAUCACGUACUUGUUGCUGUUGAGAUCAUGACACGGUUCUUGAUUAGUCAUGAUUUUACAAAGCGAGGUCAAUGUGAUUUUUACACUGGAAAGGAACGUCUUCUGCCAGUUUUCUUGUCUGGUGUGGGCCAAAAAGGAAGCCCCAUUGUAUCCCAGCUCAACAAAAGAAUCAUAUCUAUGCAGGAGUCAGGGCUCUAUGACUUGUGGAUUGAAAAGAGUAUACCCAACUCCACAUCCUGCUCCCAGACACCCUCCCGCAUUACCAAGAGUUCCUCCCUCUCCUUGCCUCACCUGUGGGGCGUGAUGGUGGUGCUGGUUAGCAGUCAGGGGGCGGGACUGCUGCUGCUCGUUUGGGAAGUGAAGUGCCCGCCUCCCACACCCUCUUAGAUUUUUAAUAAAAAAAAUAUAUAUAUAUAUAUAUAUAAGUAGAUAAAUA